Molecule: messenger RNA, 1950 nt
Organism: Cephus cinctus (wheat stem sawfly)
Lineage: Eukaryota; Metazoa; Arthropoda; Insecta; Hymenoptera; Cephidae
Product: acidic amino acid decarboxylase GADL1
Exons: 8
Coding region: 412-1884 (490 amino acids)
Biological process (GO): carboxylic acid metabolic process
Cellular component (GO): cytoplasm
Molecular function (GO): pyridoxal phosphate binding; carboxy-lyase activity
Source: RefSeq, a predicted model, not a curated record
GAAUUGUCAUCAACGCUUAUUAUUAUUGAAUUAGUUUUCGUUUCAAUUUAAUCAACUUUUUAAAUUAUAAUUAUAAUUUUAAUUACUCGCUCUAUUAGUCUAGAUAUUUUUAAUAGUUGUAAUCUAACGAUAACAAGGGAUUGAGUAUAAUCAUUUGGUAUCACCCGGUAUGUCGUUAUCACUCAAUCUUUUGGAACGCUUCUCUCACCUUAUAAAUUCCACGAGUGUGUACCCAAACUUUUGGUAUAAACGAAAUACGCACAAACUGUCUCUAUUUAUGGGACUGCGCACCGAGUAUACAGUUAGAUAUACGUACGGCACUGUUGGGUGAAACCGGAAUAGGAGGGCAGGGAGGGAGGAUUGAAUCUCACGAACUUCGAGCGUUCAGUUCUUGUUGAACCGUUCUUGGAAAUGGCUGCGUGCAAUCGCUCUCACGUAUAUGAGAUUCUGGAGAGCCUCCUGAAGAUCCUUAAAGAGGAAGAUGUUUUUGUUACGACCGAUAAGAAUCCCGUAGUGCAAUUCUUACAUCCGCCCGAACUCGAGGAACAAUUACCAAUUCGCUUGAAAGAUGAGGGAACGAGUUUGAAGGAAAUUGAAAAAAUUUUACAAUCAAUUGUCAGAUACUCCGUAAAGACGUCAAGUCCUCAUUUUCAUAAUCAACUUUAUGGAGCAGUUGACGAAUAUGGAAUUGCAGGUGCUUGGUUGACGGAGGCUCUCAACACUAGUCAGUACACGUACGAGGUGGCUCCUGUCUUUACGUUGUUGGAAAGAGAAGUGAUCGAACGCUCGUUGGAACUGAUUGGCUUUCCGAAAGUUCCUGAAGGAGACGGAAUUUUUUGUCCUGGCGGAAGUAUGUCAAAUAUGUAUGGCAUGGUUUUGGCACGGUACGCCGUCAAACCGGAUGUCAAGACUAAAGGACUAUUUGGAAUUCAACCGUUAGCCUGCUUUACCAGUGAAGCUGGUCAUUACUCGAUUACCAAAGGUGCCCAUUGGCUGGGAUUGGGGACAGAGAGCAUUUAUCAGGUCAAAACAGACGAAUGGGGUCGUAUGGAUCCGCAGGAGCUAAAAAAGGCUAUAGCAAAAAGUCGUGAGAAUGGUCGUCUGCCAUUUUUUGUAAAUGCAACUGCAGGCACAACUGUUUUGGGAUCAUUUGAUCCACUUCCGGAAAUAUCAGCCAUUUGCAAAGCAGAAGGACUCUGGUUACACGUUGACAUGUGCCUCGGUGGGACUUUGUUGCUUUCUAGAAAAUAUAGGACUCGACUCGAAGGGAUUGCAUUAACCAAUUCUGUGGCCUGGAAUCCACACAAGACGCUUGGUGCGCCGUUUCAAUGCUCUUUGUUUUUAGUUAAGGGUAAAGACAUUCUUCACAAAGCUAAUAGCGCAGGUGCUACGUAUCUCUUUCAGCAAGAUAAAUUUUAUGACGUAUCUUGGGAUACUGGCGAUAAGAGUGUCCAAUGUGGAAGAAAGGUGGAUGCUGCAAAAUUUUGGCUAAUGUGGAAAGCUCGAGGAAGCAAAGGAUUUGAAUCUUUGAUAAAUAAGGCUAUGGAAACGGCUGAGUAUUUUUUUAAUAAAAUUAAAAAUAGAAAAGGCUUUCGAUUAGUUUUACCAAAAUUUGAAGGCAAUGUUGUUUGCUUUUGGUACAUUCCACCUAGCAUGAGGGGGCUUGAGGAAACAGAAGAAUGGAAAAAGAAGUUGCACACAAUUGCGCCGAAAAUCAAAGAGAAAAUGAUUCUGGAUGGCUCUAUUAUGAUCGGCUACACGCCAUUAGGCUUUAAAAGUUAUGGAAACUUUUUACGCAUGGUAGUUACUUGCCAGCCUCCAGCAUCUCAUUCAGCAAUGAACUUUGCAAUUGAACAAAUUGAAAAGUUUGGAGCAGACUUGUAAGGGUAAGAGAACAAAUUUGUGUUGUAAGAUGUAUUAAUUGAUAAUAAAAUUACUGAUAAGCACUUA